This is a messenger RNA of Alternaria alternata, 3099 nucleotides long. Its product is annotated as actin-domain-containing protein. The record is from RefSeq and is a predicted model, not a curated record. Bases 1 to 3099 code for a protein of 1032 amino acids. NCBI's taxonomy places the organism in Eukaryota, Fungi, Ascomycota, Dothideomycetes, Pleosporales, Pleosporaceae. Gene Ontology annotation, cellular component: Swr1 complex; mitochondrion. The transcript has 6 exons. Gene Ontology annotation, molecular function: nucleosome binding.
AUGCCACCCAAAGGCUCCAAGAAGUCAGCGCCUGCGCCACCGAACAAGACGCUCGUUCUUGAUAAUGGCGCAUACUCGAUCAAAGCCGGUCUCGUUCCCAGCGGUGUCGAAUAUACCUAUGACGAGUGCAGCGUGAUUCCGAACUGCAUCGCGCGGAGCACGCGCGACAAGUGUACCUACGUCGGCGCCGAACUCAACUCGUGCAAAGACUUCGGAGAGUUGGCAUUCCGCCGCCCGGUGGAGAAGGGCUUCAUCGUCAACUGGGAGGCAGAGAAGGCGAUAUGGGAGCACGAGUUCAUGGGAGACGCCAUGGGGGAGGGGCUGAGGUGUGACCCAAAAGAUACAAACCUGCUUCUGACGGAGAAGCCAAAUUGUCCAAAAGAACUACAGAAGAACUGCGACGAGAUCAUAUUCGAGCAAUUCGAAUUUGCUGCGUACUACCGAUGCGUGGGCGCGACACUGAACGCCUAUGCUACCCCCCAGGCGCACACUGAGUCCUCGUUGUUGUCGCUACCGCGAGAAUGCCUCCUGAUUAUUGAUACCUCCUACUCAGACACGACCAUCCUACCUCUCUACAAUGGGAAACUCAUACAAUCGGCGGUGCGGCGGCUCACAGUAGGUGGGAAGCUGCUCACAAACUACCUAAAGGAGCUUUCUUCUCUGCGACACUACAACAUGAUGGAGGAGACAUAUCUGCUCAACGAGAUCAAAGAAGCAGUGUCGUACGUCGUGCCUUCAUCGCAGCACUUUGCCAACGAUCUAGAGCGGACAUGGAAGGGACGACUGGGAGACAGAAGAGAGCUAGAUUCGAGCAUUGUAGUCGACUACGUGCUGCCAGACUACGAGAACGCCAUACAUGGCCACGCGCGACCCCACGAUCCUGCAAAAUCACGCAUGCGUCGAGGGCUACAAGCGCCACAAGGACCGAGGGAAGAUUUACUGCCAUUAGGGAACGAGCGUUUCGCUGUGCCAGAGCUGCUCUUCAAUCCCUCUGAUAUUGGCAUCCAGGAAGAAGGCAUACCUGGCGCCGUCAUGCAGUCGCUGAGUGCAUUACCCGAAGCUCUCAGGAUAGGUCUGCUAGCGAAUGUUGUGGUGGUAGGCGGGAACUCGCUGAUUUCUGGCUUUAUGGAACGACUGCGAACAGAAUUGAGGGCUCUGGUGCCUGCAGAAUAUCCGCUGAACGUACCAACCCGAGUUGCUGAAGGAGUUGCUGGUCACCAAGGCCGAUCGAAUUUCCGGUCCACGGGCAUCACCCGCAUCUCGAACCCAAUGCGCCGAAUACCGCGCCCCUCGCGGGCAACUGAUCCCUCAAAUCUCCUGUCCACAUCGAUACGGCAGACACUGUCGCCAUUGCCUUGUCGCUCCGCCGUGUCGCCCUGCACCCAUCUCCGCAAUGCAACCGCCACUUUCUCCACAACCGCACCUCAGUCGUUCCUCCUACCGGGCAAGCAAGACAAGAAGAAGCACCAGCAGUUCGUACGGAGAUGGCAGAAGCGUCUGCUCGGCGACUCGGAGCCCAUUGGCGCACACGUUGACCCAUACGACCCAACAUCACCUGUCCGAAUAGCACCCGAAGACCAGGGCGAAUACGAAGAGGUGCUUGAGGAAGACCCCAAUUUCCCCAAAUACCGACAAGCAAAGAGCAUAGCCGGCCUCCAGCGUGUCGGCGGCGACGAGUGGCUCAGGCAAAAAGUCGAAAAAGACAUAGCCAAGGAAUUCGAGAAACUGACACUACGCACUUAUACGCCGCUGACGCUGGGCAUGGCCGAUGAAAUUGAAGAGCUCACCGGUACCCCAUACACUCUCAAGGACGAGAACCUGAUGAUGGCGCAAACGAUGCACGAGAAGACGAACCGGCCGUAUACCCAGUACAACUUUGGCCUCCAUUCCAAAGCUUCCCGCGUUACUGACAUCCGCGCUCGCUUUACGCAAGCUGUCGCCGAGAUCUAUGCUCUGAAGCAAGCCGGUCUCGACAUGGACUUGUCCAAAUUCGCCAACCGAGGUGUGUACGACCGGCCACGCUGGGUCAAGGAUGUCAAGUUGGUCAAGACAGAAAGCGGCGAGCUUGCUCUUGCCUUGCCGGAGCACAAGAACCUGGAUGAUCUUCUGGCAACGAUGCAAAGAGCACCAUCUUGGGAGGCUGAGCAAGCGGAACCAGGUGAACUCCUUGUUGAGGAGGUCAUUGAGGAGCUCGACGGUACUCAUCUCCCACAAGAGCAAGUACCGACCAUGGAUCCCGAAACACCAGCAUACAAGAAGGCAGCAGUGGUCAAGCAGGAUGCUGAGAAGCCGUUUGAUUUCAUGUCGAACCGGCCAGUACCCCGCGCAAAGCCCGUGACCGAGCAAGUCAGUCAGCCAGUCGUUGAGGAAGUGGUGGUUCAAGAAACCCUCAACACCCCUCCUGUCCAUGCAGCCGAUUCUAUGCCUGUCAACGAAGUCGCUCCAGCAGCAGCGAGCGAGUCGCGACAUGCUAUCCUCGAGGAAAGAGCGCAGCGCUUGGCCACCGACUUUGCAGCUCUGAAGAAGUCGGUUCAGCAAAGCAGGGCACAGUCUUCUGCCACCAGAUCCGAAGACACCAAGUGGCGACAUAUCCCUGUCACUGACAUUGACGUCAAGUUCGCUCUUUUCAAACGGCUUUACCAAUUGACCGGCUUCCGCAUCUCAGACCCGCACCUAUCCUCAGCAAAAACCCUAGGCGAUCUAUACAGCUACCUCUUGGAGGCCGCCAAACCUCAACCGACCAGUCUUUACUCCGCUAUCCACGUAGAAGGUCAGAAGGCACGUGAACGAGCGAAGCAGCAAGCCGCAUCGGAAGCUGCUACCAAGCGACGGGCCGAUCUGGGCGACUUGAUCAAUCUGGGCAAUGUCGAGCUACGCCGCGUCAAGGCUAACAAGACCGAGAAGCGCAGCAAGACCGGUCUAGACAAGGUGGUAAACUAUGCUCUGCGGGAGCGUGGUCUGGGUAAUGGAGUGCCUUCCAGGAUUCAAGAGAUAAGAGCGAGGAAAGCACGCAGUGUAAGGCAUGUGCGAACACAGCGUGAAUUCGUCAAUCCCUUAAGCAGUAAGGCUGCCAAAUUUCUGGAAACUAAGACGCAAUAG